AUGGCCGCUCAUGCUGCUGCCGCUGCUCAGCGCACCAACAGUGGGCUCACUACUCAGCGUACCAAUAGUGGGCUGUACGGAUAUGCAGGCUAUGGCGCCCCAGAUUUGGAGCAGGGAAAGCAAUUUAGCAACUUGACGAGCAACCCCGACCAUCUCAUCCCACCAACCGACAAGCUCCUCAUCUUCCGUGCCUUGACGGGUAUCGAUAGUGUUCCUGCUCUCACUCAAGGCGGACAUCUUCUCCGAACCGCACCCAAUGUCGGCAUCUAUACUCGUGUUGUGACCAACGAGGCUAAAUCUCGCCGUGCCUACACCUUCUUCAAUUACCUCAUUAAUAUCUGUCUGGGCAUUCAAAUCGUUGUGGCGGCGGCAUUGACAGCCCUCGGCGCUGCCAGUGGUCCCCACUCCGCCAUCACAGCCUUCGGCGCCAUCAACACCAUCAUGGCCGGUGUAUUGACCUACUUGCGUGGCUCGGGCCUUCCAGAUCGCCUGAAGAGCUACCAAAACAAAUGGAAGAAUAUACGAGAAUAUAUUGAACAGCGCGAACGCGAGUUCUGUUUGGUGGGCUGCGAUCUAGACGUGCAAGAGGAAGUCUUUAUCGUGGAGAGCAUGUACCAGAAUGUCAAGUCGGAAAUGGAAUCGACUAAGAGCAGCGGUGAAUCCAGACAGCAACAACCCGAUGACCCUCGAAUUCGUCGCUCGCUUCUACCCACUUCCAAUCACCUCAGUGGUGGUCACCGGAAUACUGCAGCGCCCGCUCGACGGUCCGAUGCACAGACAAUUGGUGCUCAUUCUGGAGAAGGAGACGUCAGCCCUAUCACUAUUCCGGAGCAGGCAGUUGAGAAGCACUGA
This is a messenger RNA of Penicillium cataractarum, 852 nucleotides long. RefSeq lists its product as uncharacterized. The record is from RefSeq and is a predicted model, not a curated record. The transcript has a single exon. Lineage: Eukaryota; Fungi; Ascomycota; Eurotiomycetes; Eurotiales; Aspergillaceae. Bases 1 to 852 code for a protein of 283 amino acids.